CUUGAAACUCUCUCCUUCCCUCUUUUCUUCUCUCCGGACUAAAAUCAUGGCACAAAGUGCCAGUAGUAGAGAGGUGACAAACUUUUUAAAGCAGAUAUAUUUUAUUUUUAAAGUUAUAGAAUGACCUCUUUCUCUCCUUUAAAAAUUCGCAAUUUGUUCGCGAACAAUAUAUCAUUGUACGUAUAAAAUUUUUAAUCGCGUUAAAUUAUUAGCUAAAUCUCAACAGCUGUGUGAAAAAAAAUUUUAACUUUAUAUUUGCCAAAGCGUUCAUAAAUCUCGACUCGCUAUUUCGAUAGCGCGCUAUAGAUAUCGGCAGUUCCGAUGUUCACAAGAGCAUUAAUAUAUCACAACAACAUACACGAAUAUCGAAUGAUGCGAGAUUUAUGCCAUUUGCCGCUAGCGAAAUUUUUUUCUCGCGACGCAUCCGCUUUGAGGAUCGAUUAUCGAACGGAGCGGAAAAAUCGAGUACGGAACUUGAAGGAAUACCGAUCGUUCUAUCGCAUAUCGACGUGAUUUUAUUUAAAGUCCACACAGAUGCAGGUCGCUCGUACACACGGAUUCCUAAAAACCCGGGCCUUGGCACGGAUUCAACGACCGAGUUUACCAGCGGACCAGCGUCUGGCUCUUCGCAGACUCUGCAAUGUAUGAAAAGAUCCGAGUCGGACGGGACGUCGCUCACGCGCCGAGCGUAAUUCCCUCGAAUAUUUUGCGUCGCGAGUUCCGUCUGCUGCUUGCAGCGGGAAAUGAUACAAACAACAACGCAAACACGAACAGCAGUAUGGAGGACGACGAUUCAUACCCACUGCCUACAAUUUAUCGCUGCCGUGCACCCAUAGCAAGUCUGGAUUGUAUGGAAGAGUUCAACGGCGGCGGCGGCGGCGGUGGCGGCGGCGGUGCAGACUCGGGCGUGCACUGCAGCAACACGACCGGAACGAAAGAGCAGCUACUAACUAGCUGCAUUGCCGCACAAGCGCAACGUUUGCAGCAUCCCUCGCCAGGUAUUCGCUACCGCAACUUGGGCAAAAGCGGUCUACGUGUUUCCAAUGUUGGAUUAGGAACAUGGACCACUUUCGGCGUGGGCGGCUGCGGCAGCGAGGAAACCGCGGAGGCCGUUGUGGCGCUCGCCUACGACAGCGGGAUUAAUGUAUUUGACUUGAGCGAGGCUCACAGCGGACACCGCGCGGAAAUCCAGUUCGGUCGUAUCUUGCUGAGACGCGCCUGGAAUCGUUCCAGUUACGUCGUCACGACGAAAAUUUACUGGAACACCAAGAGCGAGGGUCGCGGGCUAUCGCGGAAACACAUAAUCGAGUCCGUGCAAGCUUCGCUCGUCAGGCUGCAACUGUCGUACAUCGACAUUGUCAUGAUCCACAAAGUCGAUCCAAUGUGUCCGAUGGAAGAGAUCGUUCGCGCUAUGAAUUACGUUAUAAGCAAAGGUUGGGUAAUGUACUGGGGUACAUCGCGAUGGACGCCCGUGGAGAUUAUGGAAGCCUAUACGAAUUGUCGGCAAUUUAAUUGCGUGACGCCGAUCGUUGAGCAAGCGGAGUAUCAUCUCUUUUACAGGGAGAAACCUGAACUCUAUAUGCCAGAAUUGUAUAAUAAAAUUGGUGUUGGUUUGAUGGCAUGGUCUACUGUUACCAUCGGAAUGGUUUCUUCGAAGCCGGAAGAUUGCGGAGUAUCGUUCCUCUCGAGAUCCUCUUACAAAAACAAAUACUCCUCGUUCAGUUGGACGGAGGAUGAAACUCAAUCUUUAUACAAGGAGGAUUACGCGUGGAAAGAGAAACCCGCCGACGAAGAAACACGGAAAUACUCGGAUAAAUUGCGGGACGUGUACGCUCUGGCCGAAAGAUUGGGAUGCUCUUUUGGACAACUGGCCAUCGCGUGGUCCUUAAAGAAUGAAAGUGUUCAGUGCCUUUUGCUCGGUGCAUCCAAUAUAGAUCAAUUGUACGAGAGUCUCCAAAGCUUGCAGCUUAUCCCGAAAUUGAACGCGAACAUAAUGAGCGAGAUCGAGAGGAUUCUUGACAACAAACCGUCCCGACCGCCGAUGAUAUCCACUUUGGCGCUUAGAUGACAAUCGAUGUGCCCCCACGGCAGCGGUGGGGGCUCCAUAGAAGAGGCGGGUAGUCCGAAGAGCGAAGGCGGCAACAGCCAGGAUCAGGAGCAGACCAAGGAAGUGAAUAAUAAGAUGUCUUUUUGUGAGAUACAGUGAUGCACGGGAAAAGGCAGCCCAUCCCGUUCGCUCCCGGUAUUGUCAGGCCCAAGGACCGACGCGGAUGCGGCACGGCCACGUUCUCGCUUUUUCUCUCUUUGGUCGCGGCGUAUGUCGAGUGUAUGUACGGCAUUCGGAGUCGAUGACAAUACUUAAAUAAUUUAUGACAACAUCCGGGAAACUCGCCGUUUUCUCGGCGACUCGGCGACGGCGGGACGCCUCGCACGACGCGACACACUUCCCUUCACGCACGAUUUGUAUCUCUCGUACGUCACGUGUGGACACUCGUAGAUGUAUGUAUAUAGACGGUGAAAACGCGAUGUCGCGCGUAUGCCGCUUUUUAUGAGGGCACACGGAAAAAAACGGAUUAAAACUUCUCUCCUAUAUAAGCCUCCGUAAGUAUCUCUCUCGUGCUGGAGAAUUUAUCGUCGAGGUUUCCAUUCGCAAUUUUCAAGUGUUCAUUAUUCUUAGCGUUAAUAAUCCCGUUUGCUACACUCCGUAGUGAUUGAUCAGAAAUGCGGAAUCGAGAUCUCGAGUGUCCACCGCUAAAACGCAUUCGUUCUGCCAUUUACUGGUCAAGUAAAAGCGAUUCGCGGAUUAUUAACUCGGACGAUAUAGCACGUCGAUUUUCAUCUAACAAUUACAUCAUAGACCGUAAGGAUUUAUCAAGGAUGACACUGCUACAAGCAGAGUGCUGCGUUUUAAGUAUUCUAUCCAGUAUUCCCGUCUCUAAUACGAUACACGAUUUCAUUAAUUCCGGGCUUACGAUCUGCAUCUUUCUUUCGCCACCGCGCUUGAUUUUUCACUCUCGCGUUCUUUCCACUAACUUUUUCUCUCCACUCGCUAUCGCCAGCUUUCUUUUCCUAUCCUCUUCCAUUACCAAUUUGUUGGAAAAUUGAUAAUGAUCAUGUUACACUAAGAGACGCGCAAUAAGAGUAGUGUGUGAGUUUUCAAUAAAGUGGAGAACACAGCGCCACGAGCAUCUCGCUCGUGCGACGAGUACUUUGUGCUUAUUUUCACGAUAUAUAUUGUACUGGCGAGUGAAUGCAGCCGGAGAGUAAAUUGUAUGAUAUUGAAAAA
Linepithema humile (Argentine ant) is the source of this 3286-nucleotide messenger RNA. Lineage: Eukaryota; Metazoa; Arthropoda; Insecta; Hymenoptera; Formicidae. The record is from RefSeq and is a predicted model, not a curated record.